AUGAGGCUUGGCCGGAGGGCGGGCGUCGUGCGGAGAGCGUGUGGCGAGGGAGCUCCUAGGAGUCCCACGCUGCUGAUGAGGAGCAGCGAUGCCAAGGGGCAGACUGCCUGGCACGGUCACAGCGUCAGGCUGAACGAGCAGAACGCGGUCCCUGCGUUUGGCGAAGAAAAUGAGAAGCACGAGAAGCUCCGCCUAGAGAGGGAGCAGGAGCAGAAGAAGGCCAGUGUGCAGAGGGUUAACCAUGCCCUUCCCGUGGAGGAGCCCAGGAACGAAAUGCUGGCAGUGCCCAUCUCGCCCCCUGCUCCAGCCCCUCCGCCGCCUCCGCCCCUAGCAGCUCCCAUCUCCGUCAUUCCCAUUCCCGUGGUCACCAGCCCGCCUCAGCAAGCAGCACAGACCACCCUGUCCCCUCCGCUCGUCCACCGGCACCAGCCUCUCCUCGGCGCCCUCAAGCUGGCCCCGGCGGAGGACGUCAAACCCAACGAGCAGAAGAAGAGGCCUGGAGGGGUUGGGACCAGGGAAGUACAUAAUAAAUUGGAGAAGAACAGACGUGCGCAUUUGAAAGAAUGCUUUGAGACGUUAAAACGCAACAUCCCCAACGUGGAUGACAAGAAGACCUCAAACCUCAGCGUUCUAAGGAGUGCCUUGCGAUACAUCCAGACUUUAAAGAGAAAAGAAAAAGAAUAUGAGCAUGAAAUGGAGCGGCUAGCGAGAGAGAAGAUUGCAACCCAGCAGCGGCUGGCGGAACUGAAGAACGAGCUGAGCCAGUGGAUGGACGUCUUGGAGAUUGACAGGAUUAUUCGGCAGACAGUUCAGCCAGAGGAUGACCAAGCAUCUACCUCGACAGCAUCAGAGGGUGAAGACAACAUUGAUGAAGACAUGGAAGAUGACAGGCCAGUGAACUCAUUACCAAAAUUAACACAGCGUCAGCACCCAGAGCUGCUGAAAGCCGUCCCUCCAAAUGCUACUUCACAUCACCCAGCAGUUUUGCCUCAGCACCUCUCUAUACAGCAGAAACAGCCCCCCGCCCACGCACAGCCUCCCAUGCAGACACAAGCACUGGUCCAGCCGCAGGCGAUUGUCCCAGCACAGACUCAUAUCGUGGCGGCUUCCACAGUGCAAUCGACUGUUAUUGCCCACACCGCCACUACCCACGCCUCGGUCAUCCAGACUGUCAACCACGUGAUUCAGGGUCCACAGACCAAGCACAUUGCUCACAUUGCACCUUCCACGUCCAGCCCUGUGCAACUCACCACUGCUGCUCAGCCCAUCGGCCACAUCACUGUGCACCCAGCCACCAUCAACCACAUGGCUCACCUGGGCCAGCAGCUGCCCCUCUACCCGCAGCCCGUGGCCGUCAGCCAGCCCGUCGUGAGCCACAUCGCUCACACGAUUUCUCACCAGCAAGUGAACGGAACCACGAGUCUGGGCCAGCCGGCGGUGAUGGCCAAACCUGCCGUAGGAACCCAGGUCGUGCAUCACCCGCAGUUAGUUGGGCAGACAGUGCUAAACCCGGUGACUAUGGUAACCAUGCCGUCGUUCCCCGUGAGCACGCUGAAGCUGGCCUAG
Tinamus guttatus (white-throated tinamou) is the source of this 1566-nucleotide messenger RNA. The record is from RefSeq and is a predicted model, not a curated record. NCBI's taxonomy places the organism in Eukaryota, Metazoa, Chordata, Aves, Tinamiformes, Tinamidae.